Messenger RNA from Saccostrea echinata, 690 nucleotides. Its product is annotated as tripartite motif-containing protein 2-like. Gene Ontology annotation, biological process: protein polyubiquitination; proteasome-mediated ubiquitin-dependent protein catabolic process; negative regulation of translation. The record is from RefSeq and is a predicted model, not a curated record. Gene Ontology annotation, molecular function: ubiquitin protein ligase activity; protein binding; translation repressor activity. Bases 1 to 690 code for a protein of 229 amino acids. The transcript has a single exon. Lineage: Eukaryota; Metazoa; Mollusca; Bivalvia; Ostreida; Ostreidae.
AUGGAACGGUUCAACAUCCUUCAGAGCUCAUUACUCGAGGUAGUCAGUUUAAAGGGUAGGCGUAUCCCCACUGACAUAGCAGUAACAACACAUGGUUAUCUUGUUUAUACUGAUCCCAAAGACAGAACUGUGAACAUUGUGAAAAAUAAAAAGAAAGAGAUUGUAAUCGAACUAGAGAAUUGGAAACCAUGCAAUAUCUGCAGAACCUCCUCUGAUGACCUCCUGGUUACUAUGGAUAGUACAGAAUAUAGUCAAUCAAAGGUUGUCCGUUACUCUGGAUCCACGGAAAAACAAACCAUUCAGUGUGAUGGUAAAGGUCGCCAACUCUAUGCAUCUGGUGAUAUUAAAUACAUAAGUGAGAACAAGAACCUGGAUAUCUGUGUGGCUGACAGUCGAGCUAAAGCAGUCGUGGUGGUCAAUCAAGUCGGAAAACUGAGAUUUAGGUAUUCUGGACAUACUGAUAUUUGCUCAUUCACCCCAAUCGGAAUCACCACAGACAGUCAGAGUCAUAUCCUUACAGCUGAUUUAAACAACCACUGUGUCCACAUUAUAGACCAGGAUGGACAGUUCCUCGGUUACAUAGAAUGUGGAAUGUGUUAUCCUUGGGGACUGUGUACAGAUACAAAUGACAAUUUAUUUGUUGCUCAGUGGAGAAACAGACAAGUGAAGAAAAUCAAAUAUCUACAGUGA